Molecule: messenger RNA, 612 nt
Organism: Arachis ipaensis
Lineage: Eukaryota; Viridiplantae; Streptophyta; Magnoliopsida; Fabales; Fabaceae
Source: RefSeq, a predicted model, not a curated record
AUGCCUCUUUAUGCUAGGUUCCUUAAAGAGCUUAUCAACAAGCAGAGAAGUUGGAAUGAAAAGGAGACUGUGAUCCUGACACAAGAAUGCAGUGUAGUGAUUCAAAAAGAGCUCCCACCAAAACUCAAAGAUCCUGGGGGUUUCAUCAUAUCAUGCACUAUAGGCAAUAUGACUUUGGAAAAAGAUCUCUGUGAUCUAGGUGCUAGCAUCAAUUUGAUGCCACUUUCACUGAUGAAAAAGAUGGCAAUAGAUAAAGUCAAACCCAUCAGAAUGUCACUUCAAAUGGCCGAUAGAUCACUCAAGAUACCUAAUGGUGUUGUGGAGAAUUUGUUAGUGAAAGUAGGAAAAUUCAUAUUCCCUGCUGACUUUGUCAUUUUGGACAUGGAGGAAGAAGGACAUAACUCAAUCAUCUUGGGGAGACUCUUUUUAGCCACAGUAAGAGUUAUAAUUAAUGUGGAGAAAGGAGAAAUGACCCUCAGGGUGCAUGAUGGAAAAAUGAUCAUCAAUGUCUUUAAAGUCAUGCAAUACCCCCCUGAGAAAGAGAAGCAUAUGAGAGUAGAAAUGGUAGAAGUAGAAGGGAUGUUACUUGAAGCAAAUGAUCAGGAAGAAUAA